AUGGACGUUGAACGCGAUAAAUCGCGGGAUGCGAAUGCUCGCGCAGCAGCUGGGGCAUUCCUAGCCGGCUUGAAGACGAAGAACGACGAGAAACGGGUGAAAACUGCUAAGGAGUUGUUCAAGUUUGUAGCCGGCGAGCUCAAAGAUGAGGCUCCUGAGUACAUGCAAGAGUUCAUCUCAUUCCUUGACACUAAAAGUGAUCAGAGCGCCGUUCAUGAAUGUAUAUAUAGCCCGGAUUUGGACGAGAAAAAAGCUGGAAUUUUCUUGAUUGUGUGCUUGGCAGAAACGUCAAUCGAUGGUGAAUCGAAUCGAGUGGUCCGUUUUGCUAACUUCCUUCUAAAAGUCCUCACCAUGCCAAAUAUGGAUGAGGCCGGAAUGGAGUUAGCCACCAGAGCACUAGCAUUCCUGAUUCAGACUUCCAAGUCUUAUGCUGCAGAACUUGUGGAAAAGUGUCUUGAUCAGUGUUUGGAAUGGCUUGAGGAGCCUACAAGAAAUGAGCAACGACGAUUGGCUUCAGUACUGUUGGCUCGGGAACUCGCUAUGUUUACCGCUACUUCGUUUUUCCUACGAGCUAAUGUGUUUUUCAAGAGUAUUUUCACUGUGAUUAGAGAUCCAAAGCCGCAAAUUCGGAUUGCAUCCAUAAACGCCCUUCACGCAGCCCUUACCAUUACCUCGCAGAGAGAGGCGAAGUUGAAAACGGAGUGGUACACGAAAUGCUAUGCGGAGGCGCUAAAUACUAUGAAGAUCAACGAUCUUCCGAAGGAUGAUCGGACGCAUUCGAUGCUCUUGGUUCUCAAUGAGUUAGUUCGUAUAGCAGACGCCACCUAUGAAAGGACUCGUCUUGAAGCACUUGGUAUCCGUCAAACAGAAACUUCAAUAGCCACGCCCAUCGAAUGGUUAACACAACCAAGGGUAGCCAAUACUGUGGAAAGUAGCACCGCACGCGCGUUGGUAAUGACCAACUUUGCUGAGAUCUGCGGUCAUGCGAAAGCAGCGGCAUUCAGCUGCGGUCGUUCGGUUCCCGUUCAUCAAACGCUUUUGGAACUUUUCCCUCGGCUUUCAGCAUGGGAUCAAUGUGAUCCAUCUCUGUGCAAAGUUAUGUUUGAGCAUGCAAAGAAUAUAGUACAAAAGAACGGUAAUGCUUUGGUAGCGCUGGGGUUGUUGAUGCUUCAAAAUCCAGAGCGAUAUCGAGGUAGUAUAGGACAGAUGAUGAUGGUCGUGACGGAAAUGUUGAAUACAGCAGUGUCGAAGAAAAGAACUCCUGAGCCAGCAGUUUUCAUCUUUUUAACGUUGUUUGUAAAGGCAUACAAGGCCACAGUAAUGAAUGAAAUCAAGCAACUUCUGAGUCUGCUCUUCAAAACAGGUUUAACAAAAGGUCUUACUUCUGUGAUGCAUGAAGUAGUAAGAUACAUCCCAGUCUUGCAAAUGGAUGUGCAGGAUGGCCUUAUGAAAGAAUUGUACAUGAUUUUGACAGGAUGUGUUUUACCAAGCAAACUUGAUCCACCGAAGAAACCAGUCCUACCAACUCAAACCUUGCAGGUUUCAAAUGUGGCGCUGACAGUGCUUGCAUUGGAUACCCUCGGAGAGUUUGAGUUUCAAAGACAUUACCUCGAAAUGUUUAUGCAGUACAUCUCCGAGGGAUACCUACUUUGCGACUCUGUCGCUGUGCGCCUUGCUGCUGUGAGAUGUUGCACUGCCAUAUCAAAGCCAUUUGUGAAGGUAUAUGAGAAAGUGCAUAGGGAACAUCGUCAGUGGGUUUUGGCUCUGAUCCAUGGCGUGCUAAGGAGUCUAGUAAGUGCAGGAGUGGUUGAUCCUCAACUGGAAGUUCGGCUAUGCGUGCUGGAAUGCUUCUGCGAGGCAGAUCGUGCCUUUCUUUCCCAUCUAGCGCAACCUGAAAUGCUUCAGUUACAGUUUAUGAGCUUGCAUGAUGAGAAGCUAGAAAUGCAAGAGGCAGCCGUAUGUCUCCUCGGUCGUUUGUCUGAACUGAACCCUGCUUUGGUCCUACCAAGAAUGAGGCGUGUGCUUCUAGAGACACUCAGUCAGUUGACCAACAGCGGUCAAGCUAAACUAGAACAACACAGCGCUCGACUUUUAACUCAGUUAGCUCGACAAAGCCCGAAAUUCAUGCGUCCUUACCUUGGUCCUCUCCUUCAAGCCUUGCUUCCGAAGUUGAGGAAUGAAAUGAAACACGUCGAUGUGACUGUUCAUGUUCUGCAUGCGAUUUCGGAGUUAUGUGUCGUAGGAGGAGCUGAAAUUGUCCGAAACAUUGACCCGCUCUUCCAGAAACUUACGCAGUUGAUUAAUGACUCGAGUAGUUUGCAAAGAAGAGAGGCUGCUUUACGUACCAUAGGUAGAAUAGCUCGUUCCACUGCUUAUGUUGUUGAUCCUUAUAAGGAUUAUCCAAAUCUCCUAGACGAUCUUCUGAGACUACUAAAAACCGAAAUGUCCUCCAAGAUGCGACGACAAGCAAUCAGCACACUUGGCAUCUUAGGUGCUUUGGAUCCGUACACUCAUAAGGUGUUUACUGGAGCCGUGCAGUCAGCUACUUCAAUUAGUACAGCUUUAUCGUUACCGAUGGCUAGAGACGCCGCUGAUCCUCGUCAGGAUAUUAUCCAGUGGUACAAUUAUGAGAGAUGCACAUUAGAAGAAUUUUAUCCCGCUAUAACCAUUGCUAAUUUAAUGGUUAUGGUUCAAGAUGAAGCAUUCACACAAUCCUACAAAGAAAUUGCUCAGGCCCUGUUAACGAUAUUUCGAAGUUUGGGCGAUUCGUUCCCGCAGUAUGUGCAACAGGUAGUACCCCGGCUCAUAGAAGUAACUCGAGCAUACCGUGGAAGACCAUCGCACCGCGAAUUUUUCCUUCGACAGGUUGCCAGUCUUGUAGCUAUUAUAAAAGUGCAUGCGAAACCGUACAUGAAGCAAAUCUUCAGUCUAAUUGCAGACGCAUGGAGUGAGGAUCAUGGAGUAAAAGUUACUGUAGUCAGCGUGUUGGAGCAGAUCGGAACUGCCUUGGGACAAGAAUUCGCACCUCACAUUCCCGAACUCAUACCGUAUUUGUUACGGGUUGUACAAACUGAUAGAAGUGAGGAGAGGAAACUAACCGCUCAGGUUCUAUCCUGUGUGCGAUCGUUGUCCGGAUGUUUAACCCCUCAUUUGCACUUAGUGCUCCCGCCAGUGCUGUCGAUAUUAGAUGAUUCAGCAGUUCCUAUGGGUGUUAGACAGUCAGCCUUAGAUACGGUUCUCCACCUAACACGCAGCGACGAUCUAUCUGAUUAUGCUCCUCGUUUGAUGCAAACUUGGCAAAGGGGAAUCUCGGUUCAGCCGCUUCAACCACAGUUGCUUGAAUUACUUGUUGAAAUUGUUAACCAGAUGUGGAAACACUUCGAGGUAUUCCGAAGAAGCGUCGAUGCAAAUUUACGGAGGUAUAAUCUGAACUCUGGAGAGGCCUACGAAAAGUACAUAAAAACUGCACAGCAGGCGAUGCUGCAUCCAGCUGAACGACCAGGGAAACGACGCGGUACUGGUGCUGUUCCUCCCGAAAGGAUCAACGUACCACAUACAUUUACACCGUCAGCAGCGAAAAAUAUGGAUCAGAUCUUAAGCUGGACGGUUAAUAAGCAACGGUUGAAUACUGAUGCCGUGGUGCGUGCGUGGGCGGUGGAGUCAUUGGUGUCAAAGGAGGAAUGGGCUCAGUGGUUGGUGAAAUUGCGCGUUGCUUUCAUCAAGUCGGGAAGCUCGGCAGCGAUUCGAGCAGCAGCCUCCUUAAGCGAUCAGCAUCAACAUCUGGCGAAAGAUCUGUUCAAUGCGGCAUUCAUGUCCGUGUGGACAGAAUUAACUGAAGAGUUACAAGAUCGGCUGACAGGGUCACUGUUAACUGCUCUGGAAACCAGCAACCAUCCGGACGUCAUACAAACUAUUUUGAAUCUGGCUGAGUUUAUGGAUCACUCUGAAAGAGGACCUCUGCCAAUCGCCUACGAUAGAUUGGGUAAGAGUGCUGAGGAAACCAAGGCGUACGCAAAAGCUUUGAGAUACAAGGAGCUGCAGAUCCAUAAACAUCUGAACAGAGGCGAUGGUGGUCUGACGACCGAGGAUUGUCAGGCAUUAAUAACGUAUGCGAAUAAACUUAAUGUGCAAGAAGAGGCUGCUGGGGUCGUACGUUACGCUGAACAACAUGAAAUGGUUAUACCUAUGCUCGGGAGAUGGUACGAAAAACUGAAUGAAUGGGAGAAAGCACUCGAGGCAUAUAUGACCGACCCAGAGCCAUUGUCUGAUGAGAUGGUCAGCCAUCAAAUGAGGUGCCUCGAAGCUCUGGGACGAUGGGGUGAGUUAAAUGAGCGGGCGAGGACAAUUGAGAAGAAGGACCAGAAGGUUGCGGUGAUGGCUGCGCGAGGGGCGUGGGCCGUUGGAGAAUGGCAGGCCAUGGAAGAUUACGUGGCUCAGGUUAACGAAAACACUCAAGACGGAGCAAUGCUGAGGGCGGUUCUAGCUGUUAAGAGAGACGAAUAUGAUGUGGCGAUGAAUUACAUUGAAAAAGUGCGCGACAUGUAUGAUGGAGAAUUGACAGCGAUGGCCAGUGAGAGCUAUGAGAGAGCCUAUGGAGCGAUGGUGUGUGUUCAACAACUUGCUGAGCUAGAAGAAGCUAUGGAGUUCAAGCUGAGACCUGAGCGACAAGCACGAAUUGCUUUAUUGUGGAGUAGGCGUCUUCAAGGAUGUAGGCAGAAUAUCGAACAUUGGCAGAGGCUGCUUAUGAUUAGAUCUCUUGUGCUAACUCCUCAAGAGAUGCACCCGCUAAGAGUGAAAUUCUCUUCAUUAUGCCGUAAACAGGGAAAGCACGUGAUGUGCAGAGAUGUUCUCCGGGAGCUGCUUGGACUAGAGCCCGGAGCACCUCUGCACAAAGCGCCUGUAGCGCCGAGCGACAAACCCCAACUGGUAUUGGCGUUGUGCAAACAGUUGUGGAUGGAUGAUUAUCGUAACGAAGCCGUUAGAACAUUAGAGGCACUUGUGAAUCAUUUGGAUCGCUUACCUCCGAAUCACACACCGGAAGCAGCACGACUGUGUGCCAAGGCUUGCCUUAAACUGGGAGAAUGGACUGAGAUUCUGGUUGAAAGCGCGCCUUCCACAAAUGGGAGCACAUCCUUACCUAGUCCUCAUCGGUCGGUUUUCGCUUCGUCAAUGACCGAUGAUAAGACGACAACGGAGCAGGUGAUACGUCACUACGCACGAUCCACAGAAUACGACAAAGACUGGCAUAAGGCAUGGCACAAACUGGCUUCUGCCUAUUUUUCUGCUUUGUCGCGUGAGAAAGAACUUUCCCAAGCGGUAGCAGCAGCUGUUCGGUCACCUCAUACUCGUCUUAUGCAUCCAACUCCUCCACCUCUAAUUCCACAGCCUGCCAUGGGCCUGAUGCCUCCAGUUGGUCCACCGAUACAGCAGACUCCAAUUCCUCCGCAACCGAUGCCACCGCAGCCUAUGCUGCCAGUCACAGUGAACACCACAGGAGUUCCACUGAUGCCCGUCGGUCCACCUCCACCUCCUGGUGCUCCACCAGGACCAAUAAUGCAGAUGAUUCCUCCUCAGCUUAGUCCAAUGCCUAUGCACAAUACCCCAAUGGCAACGCCUCCGCCUCCAACAGUGCCUGUAAAUAUUGCAUAUGCCGUUUCAGCAGUAAAAUGCUUCACAAGGGCUCUGCAGCUCGCUCCAGGGUCACGUCUGGAAGAUACGUUACGGCUUCUCCAGCUUUGGUUUGAUUAUGGGGAAUACAACGAAGUGUACAAACAGUUGAGCGAAAAUAUCAAAGGACUCCCAAUAGAAACAUGGCUGGAGGCGGUUCCACAGCUCAUGGCGAGGUUGGAUUCCAGAGAUAAGAUGGCAUCGCUAAUCAAGCAAGUGAUUCUCGAGAUAUCAAAAAUGAAACCUCAAGCCCUUGUAUAUGCGCUAACAGUGGCAGCAAAGUCAUCGAAUGUGGAUCGCCAAAAGAAUGCUCAAGAAAUGCUGGGAGUAAUGGCAGAAAUGCAUCCGAAGCUUGUUGAAGAGGCUAGCAUGGUGUCAGAAGAGCUGGUACGAUGUGCAAUUUUGUGGCAUGAGCAAUGGCACGACGCUCUGGAUGAAGCAAGUCGGCAAUAUUUCCAAGAGAAAAAUACCGUAGCGAUGAUGGAAACUUUGGAACCGGUUCACAAAAUGAUAGAGAAGGGUCCGACAACGCUGAAAGAGCAAUCGUUCAACCAGACUUACUACUGCGAACUUUCCGAUGCGUAUAAAUUCUGUCAAGCUUUUAAACGGACCGAGAAUGUAAAAGAGUUGACGCAAGCGUGGGAGAUUUACUGCCAGGUCUUCAAAAAGAUCACCGCUCAAUUACGGCAGCUCACAUCACUUGAUCUGAACUAUAUUAGUCCGAUGUUGAUGAGAGCGAAGGAUUUGGAACUAGCAGUGCCCGGGACCUAUGAUCCAUCACAGCCAGUGGUGGGCAUUGCGUCAAUUGGCACUCAUCUGCAAGUGAUUAGUAGUAAACAACGACCGAGGAAGAUGACUAUAAGAGGGAGCAACGGACGGGAAUACGCGUUCUUGCUCAAAGGUCAUGAGGAUCCGCGACAAGACGAACGAGUUAUGCAGUUGUUUGGCCUGAUCAACACCCUACUAGUUAACAAUGCUGAAACUUGCAGAAGAAAUCUCACCAUUCAAAGGUACUCCAUCGUUGCGCUCAGUCACAACUCUGGUCUUAUUGGGUGGGUGCCAGACUGCGAUACAUUACAUUCGCUGGUGCGGGAUUACCGAGAUAAAAAGAAGAUGUCUCUUUCGCUCGAGCAUAAAGUGAUGCAGUCACUAGCGCAAGAUACUGAGCAAGUAACUCUUAUGCAGAAGGUGCAACUUUUCGAAAGAGCACUUGCGUCAACAACUGGAGACGAUCUUCAGCAGAUUCUUUGGCUUAAAAGCCCCAGUUCUGAAGUAUGGUUUGAUCGGCGUACGAACUACACGAGAUCAAUGGCGUGUAUGUCAAUGGUUGGGUAUAUUUUGGGACUAGGUGACCGACAUCCGUCGAAUCUUAUGCUGGAUCGGUUAACGGGUAAAAUAGUGCACAUUGAUUUUGGCGAUUGUUUCGAUGUGGCUAUGACAAGAGAAAAAUUCCCAGAAAAGAUUCCAUUCCGACUGACUCGAAUGCUUGUGAAGGCUAUGGAAGUUACGGGAAUCGAAGGAAAUUAUCGAUUCACUUGUGAACGAGUGCUGCGAUUGCUACGAGCCAACCGCGAAAGUUUACUGGCUGUUCUGGAAGCCUUUGUAUACGAUCCUGUGAUCAGCUGGCGAUUACUCGAAGGAACAAAACGUGUGCCCGGUGAGAAGCAUGACGUCACCAGAAGAAAGACGUUACAGGAAGCACCUCGUAUUGUUAGAGAACGUGUUAUUGAUCGAAUCAAGCACAAGUUAGCAGGUAGUGAGUUUGGCACCGGCGAAGUAGAUGUACAGGAACAAAUCGAUCGAUUGGUCGAACAAGCAACAUUACAUGAGAAUCUUUGCCAAUGUUAUAUAGGAUGGUGCCCGUUCUGGUAA
This is a messenger RNA of Necator americanus (New World hookworm), 7539 nucleotides long. RefSeq lists its product as uncharacterized. Gene Ontology annotation, molecular function: protein serine/threonine kinase activity; protein binding; protein-containing complex binding. Gene Ontology annotation, cellular component: nucleus; TORC1 complex; TORC2 complex. The transcript has 66 exons. Gene Ontology annotation, biological process: negative regulation of macroautophagy; TOR signaling; protein phosphorylation. Lineage: Eukaryota; Metazoa; Nematoda; Chromadorea; Rhabditida; Ancylostomatidae. The record is from RefSeq and is a predicted model, not a curated record. The coding region runs from base 1 to 7539 and encodes 2512 amino acids.